Molecule: messenger RNA, 1231 nt
Organism: Schistocerca gregaria
Lineage: Eukaryota; Metazoa; Arthropoda; Insecta; Orthoptera; Acrididae
Product: aquaporin AQPAe.a-like
Exons: 6
Coding region: 174-986 (270 amino acids)
Biological process (GO): transmembrane transport
Cellular component (GO): plasma membrane
Molecular function (GO): water channel activity
Source: RefSeq, a predicted model, not a curated record
UCGAGCUAAAGGUUGAGAGGUCCACAUGCUGACCUUUGGCACGGUGUGGGUUGUCUUUGCCGUGCUGGUGUUUACUCUUGCGCGAUACUAAUAGUGCCGGGAGCAUAGGACUUGGGUAGUCGGUGUAGAGCAGUGACAGUGGUUGGACCGUGCUUACUUUUGUAUAAUUCAAUAUGCCUUGCUCCCCGUUCGUAGAAGAAUGUUGUAGUACAAAACGAAUAACAGCAGCAGCAGGAGUGCACGAGGUGAAAGAACGCAGUUCUACACUGCGGAAGUUUGCGGCAGAGUUCUUAGGAACGUUUAUAUUGGUGCUCGUUGGGUGCGGCUCCACCACUGUGGCUUGGUCCGACGGAUACAAGCCAACAACAGUUCAAAUUGCCCUGGCGUUUGGGCUCACUGUUGCAUGUGUUGUACAGAGUCUGGGCCAUGUCAGCGGCGCGCACGUGAAUCCGGCGGUUACAGUGGGGCUGCUGACGGCGGGCCACAUCUUUCUGCUGAGAGCCCUCUUAUACGUGGUGGCCCAGUGCGCCGGCGCCGUUGCUGCAGCCCUCGUCCUAAAGGCACUGACACCUGAAGAGACCGCAUCCACUUUGGGCUUGACGGCGGUGAGCCCACACCUCACGCUGACGCAGGCAGUCUUCGUGGAGGCGAUAAUAACUUUGGUGCUGGUUAUGACUGUGUGCGGCGCCUGCUUCGGGGAGAGCGCGGAGGCGGCGAGUGGUGCUCCCUUCGCCAUAGGCCUAUCCAUAACGGCCUGCCACCUAUUCGCGAUGCAAUACACUGGCGCAGGCAUGAACCCGGCGCGUUCUCUUGGGCCUGCUAUGCUGAAGUGGCAGUGGGACAAUCACUGGAUCUACUGGGUGGGACCACUUGUCGGAGGCAUUGCAGCUGGCGUCAUGUCCAGGUGCUUGUUCACAAAGAACACCACGGAAGCAGCACCUGUUGAGACCACAGCUGACAAUGAACGUGAACCGUUAUUACCAUAGAUCCCUGUGUAAAUACUAGCACCUCAGUCUGUCUACGGACAGGGAGUUAUUUUCUCAAAUUACUGCAAAUUAAAACUUACAUGUAUUGCAAAAUAAUAAAAGCCUAUGCUGCUCUGUGUACCUAUUUCAAAAAUCUUACAAUAAAAGAUUAAACGUAAAUUUUAAUCAGAAGCACCCACAUAACACAAAUAGCUUAAGUUAAACUGAACAAUUAAAAGUAAAUAAUAAAAAGUGGUUUUAAUGGA